This is a messenger RNA of Amoebophrya sp. A120, 8094 nucleotides long. The record is from the annotation of a GenBank genome assembly. Lineage: Eukaryota; Dinophyceae; Syndiniales; Amoebophryaceae.
CUUAUUGCUAAACUCCUGUAGCGGGUGCUACAGGUGUUGGUUCAUUAUCGUGCUGCUCCGUGAUGAGAUUUCUAUAUGUGUUUUUUCUUUGUGCAAGAAAUGUACAAUUUGUACGUUUCUUCUUGUCAUUGUAGUUGAUGUAAGUCGUAAGGUCCGUUCGUUCGUACGGUCACGUUGUAAUAAAGUUUUUACCGUAAAAACAAAGAGUCCGUGCAUAGUGAUAGACUGAAUUUUCCGUUCAUGGCCUGCUGUGAUUCUUCCAGCCUCUUCUUUGUGACAUCCUACUUCACAAAAUACCGUUGAUAAAUUCUCGCUGUUCUGGCGGCUUCGUUAUCAUGCAGCGUAACCCCAACGUCGAGGACGAUCAGUUGACGAGUAGCGGAGGCUACGGGUCGCCCGGUCAACAUCUGGGAUUUCACUCGCCCCACGAGGGAGCGUUGACACCCCAACUACAGUUCGAUUACAAUGGCGUUCCCGUCGUGGUCUCCGAGCAGCCGCCGCCCAGCAUCCGCGACGACCUGGAACGGCACCGCAUGGAGCUGCGGCGGAAGAUGGAUCACGAGCGCGCACAGGAAGAGCGCCUCAGCCAGGAGAUCUACGCGGCAAGUAAGACUUUCAGUGGAGCAUCAAGCUCCUCGUCCUCCUCAACCUACAACGGUGCGGGCCUUGGCCUUGGCGGCAGCGGAGUUCUUGUAGGUGGAGCCUCUGCAACAACGUCGACCAGUGGCCGGCGGAGCAAGCACAGUUCCAAACAGCACCGGUCCGCCAGCAGCAAAACCACCACAGCCUCGCCCACCGGACCCCCGCCACGCAGCGUGAGCACGACGACGUGGCAGGAGGACCAGCAGCACCAAAUGUUGGAGCUGACGACCCAGGUGAUGCGCAAAACCCGGUCCGAGGGCUUCUCGAAGCAUGAAGGAAGGAGUAUUGUUCAGGCCGACGAGAACCACUUGAUGUUUGGCAACGAAAUCGAGAAUCACUUGCAGCACUCGGUGCGGGAGCUUGUAGAUGAGGAGGCGGAAUUAUCCAGUGCAAAAGUAUCGUACUCAGCAUUACAAAUUCCAGUUCUCAUGCUAAGGAAAUUUGUAAUGCAAUUCAUACUAGGUAGUAUGUACGAUCACGAUGCUUUUGCAAUUCAUACAGAUUUUACCGCUACAACCAGAGGGAGCUCGAGCAAGCGGAACGGCGGCAAUUCGAGUACAACCACAGCCAGCACAGCUACCAGAAAGGCGGCAGCACUUCCUCAUCUUCCGGACAACUUACCACCAGCAGUAGUAGGGGUGCAGCGGUGAAUUCGCAGACCCCGGCGCCACAGCUGUGGGACCCGAGCUCCCCGGCUUUUUACGAGCAAAAUGGGAACAAGAAGACCGUGUUUUCCUAUCACGGCAUCCAGAUCCAGGACCAGACCGAAGAGCACCGGGCGGGGAAGGAGAGCGAGCGUUCGGUGCUGCUAGUCGUGGUCGGUUUUCUCCUCGUGUCCCUCGCGAUCGCCAUCGUCGUGAUGUGGUGUGACCUGGCCAGCGAGGAGACGAAAACGCUGCAUCGGUACACGCACUGGUGCUCCGCGGGGCUCAUCGACUAUCUACCAGCCUACUACGCGAGCUACGCCGUCAUGACGUUCACCGUUAUCUUGGCGCUAAGCUCCCGGCAUCCCACGCUCCGCAGGGCCGUGCAAGAAUUCAUGGACGCGUGCAAGGCGAGGUAAGUACUUACUUGGAUUCACUAUAGGUUACUAGUCAACUUUUCUCACGCAAAAGCAAGUGCUCAUCUGUGCAGUAGAUGUAGCGAUCUUCCUGCGUGGUUGCACAUCACACACACACAGUUCCAUGCCACAUAAACAUUUUUUUCAUUUCCACGUAAGAACUAAUUUUUGCAUAAAGCGCAAGCAUAAAGUGGUACACAAAAAUGACACUGCGAGCGCUGCUUAAGAUGCUUCUGCUCCUUGUCUUAUCUCGAGGUGCCUGCCGCACCGCUACCGAGCUCUGGACGACGAUGGUGCGAAUGGCUACCCACCAAUUACGCCAUUCCCCACGGUCGCGUCACACAGGGAAACUCCGUUUUCUGCCCACGAGACCCCGCUGGGCGUAUUCGAAGAGAAGAGGAAGAAAAAGAAAAAACACCACCGCGAAAAAAACAACUCCCAUUCCGAAACACGCGAGAAGGAGCAGCUACACCAGGUACUGUGUCCUAUUCUUACUGUUUUUCAUGAUGUUGAGAUCAGUUGGCUUCUGCUUAUCAUCGUUCUUGCCUCCGUAUGGAAGCAACUGUCCGAAUGUUUGAUCUUCAUGUGCUGGAGGUGUAAGUGUACAUCUACAUCAAUCAAAAAAGUGUAUCUAAAAGAAAAACAAUCGCCGGCACCACUGUUGAGAAUAUCUCCAUCGUGCCUUAGACUUAGUCUUACACCUACUACUUACACAACACUUACUAGCCCUGAGUUUGUUUCUUCCAGCGAGAUCAUGCUCUGAAGCGUCUAAUCGUCGACGUCAUUUUUUUCGUAGAGCGGUUGCGGUAGUUCCAGAAAAGCUAGUAUAACACCAGGAGCAGAUUUGACGCACCGACUGCUUGAUGCUCUCUUCCGGUUUUUUUUGUUGGUGUUGAUGUCCCUCUUCCGCUUGAGAAUAUAACCACUGCGUCUCAAUUUUUUGCCAUCGCCCUCCGCAGCAUGCUGAUACUUCUGAUUCACGCUGCUUAUAGUGCACUUCUAAAAUCGCUUCUGGCAAUGGGACCCACACCAUCUACGACCCAGGUUUUUUUGGCCUUCAAGCUCCCGCACCGUCGGUCGUUGUACUUAGAAAAACAAUGAUAAAACUAAAACCGCCAUGCGAGCGUUUAGCGUGACACAGGCAAAUAUAAAACAUUUGCCCCCAAAACAAUGUCCUUGGAAACUAGCAGAACUAUGGCGACGCACACAAAUGCAGCAGACGGCCCGGGCCCCCCUGUCGUCCCUCUCAGCGCGUCCCGAAAGCUAUUGGGGUUUCUGAAUCGUAUCGUUCCCUGUUCAACCAAAUGCUGUCCCCCUCCUGAACAGUCUUCGCGUAGCGAGCUAAACACUCGUCGCACACUCCACCUAGUCAGUGCGGAAGACUACAACCGACGGCAUUCCCUGUUUGGGCCCGGAUGCAGUCGCGCCGUGUCCUUUUUCGACGCCAAUGACGGUGGAUUGAACGUCGAGGAACAGACCGAGCUGCUGCUCGAUUCCGCGAUGUCAGUGGUUGUCGGAAAUUUGGAUUUGGGUCUAUUGCCAGAAGAUGACAACUCUCCCGGAAGGCAGAGCAGCAAAAGUCGCACCCUGGCUCGGUCCCGUCUGCGGCAAUCCCUUUUCGGAGGCGACCUCUUCUUCGAGGAUCUGGAUCGCGCGCGACGAACAGGAACAGCCCGGAGAUCGACGGAAUUUUCUGACUUUCCAGAAAUUAAUACCACUGCCGCGGACCAAACGAUAGAAAACGACGACGACGGUGAUGAUCCAGAGCAGCAGCUUUUGAACGCAGCCGCAGUCCGGGCGCUGCAACAGCAACAAGGUGGAAGCCGGGGUGACUCACAGAGCAGUGCGCUUUCGGGAGAAGAUGGUCAUCGGUUUCUGACCCCAUACGGAUCAUACCACCCUUCGUACGCGAGUAGUCUGGCACACCUUGCGGCCGAGGAGAAGCACGGACAGCUAGAAGGACGUCAGCAAGGGGAUCAAGUUUUGUUGAGCCACGUCAACUCCAGCACCUCGCUUGUACUGACCGACGAACAUCAAAAUGGUGACCCGUUGCCGCCUAGCGUCAUGAGUUUCUAUCCCCCGACUACAACGUGGCAUUACCACGAGAAUGCGGGCUGCACCGAUGGCGAAGACCUCGAGCGCUUCUUGUCGCCGUUGCCGGAACCCACCAAGCCGACGCGAAAGCAAAAGCCAAAGAGCAAGGAAGCGUCAGAGCGGACCAGUAAAGGUCGCGCAGCACACCGUGCAAACGCAAAGAGAAGCAAACAGGAAACCAGAGGGGAGCAGAGCAGCAGUGGGAUCAUAACAUCAACCACGACUGUGGCAUCGGCGCAUACAAGUAGCAGUCAUGGGACCACAGCCAGUAGUAACAGCAUCGAGUACGUCGAGCACGACACAACUGAUACUAGCGGCCUUGUCCAUGGUGGAAGCACUACAGACCAACAACAACACCCUCCUGUAAAAAUAACCUACCCUGUGACAGUUGUGCCUAGUCGUGAACGCACCAGCUCCUGCCGCAAACCGCAAAUCAUUGCUCACAUCCAUUCCCAUUCCUAUGUCUCUCACACACUAGCAUUCUGUCCUCUUGUUGAUCUCAGUAGCGCGCUAUCUAUUAGACUCAGUCGCACCAAAACGACAACGUCAUCAACGAGUCGUGGCUAAAUAUAUUGGCACGUAGCGACGCUAGCGCCGAAGGUCAGGGUGAAUGAAAAAGGACACGGGUCGAGGACGAACGCGUCUUUGGUCCUUACACCUCCAGAUAAACCGUGCGUGAAGUGAAAGAGAAAGAUGUUCUCUUUCUUUGAAAUGCACACAAUCCGAUGCCAAACGAAAUAUCGAAAAAACAGAUACGGCAAAAGACAGCGGACAUCCACGGGCUGAUGGCGUCGAAGAUUGGGCGAAGUCCACUCGAGGAGCCUGAUGCGGCCGCGCUGGAAGAAGCAGCGGCAAAAAUGACAAGAGCCUUGUCCGGGAGCUCGCCGCCUGGCGUUGACGUGGCCAAGAACAACAGCGCUACAAAGGGAACCACCACUUCCACGGACGGCCAAGCGUCGCAAAAGCGCAGCGGUAGGAGGACCAGCAGGACGAACGACCCAACUCAGCGGGCUUUGAAGAAGGAACAUCGCAAAAUGAAGAUGCAAGCACAGCAGCAGCAGCAGCUCCACCAACAGCAGCAGAGCGGGACGGCCAGCGGAUUUGCGACGCCAGGGGCGGGACCAGCCACUGCGGGGCUGGAUCUCUCGCUGCAACACGCGAGUCCAGUGUACAGCGAAAACGCCUGGGCCAGUUGCAUGGGAUCAUCAAGUAGCAGCUCCUCCUCCUCGAGCGAGUCCGAGUCCUCGGAGUCGGAAGAGGACGGUGGUAUGAGCUGCAAAAGUAUCGUACUAGUAUGAAUUGCAUUACAAAUUGGCUUAGCAUUUACAAAUUAAAUUUGUAAUGCGGAUUCGCCGUAAGAAAAAGAUUUGUCAUGCGUAAAAGCAAUUAGUACGAGCACGAUACUUUUGCACAGGAUUGUUGGAGGAGACAUCCAAUUUCGCAACUUUCGGGGACUGCGCCCAGAAGUUCGCGAACAAGUCUUCCGCGAAUUGAAUGAAGGUACCAGCUUCACGUUUACGUUUUUCUCACGACUCGAUACUAGAUUUUGAUUUCAUCAAUCUUCGAUGGCCGCUGUUAAGGACUCGCAUCUUCGGGCUUGUUCUGUUUGUAGUAUUCGGCUUCUACUCAAGCGCAAGAACUCGAAGGCGAACCAGUUGACCGAAAUUUUUCAAAGCCAAGGUGCCGACUACUUCUUUGAUGCGAUUUUCAAAAAUCUAAAACAGAGCAAAUCCUGAUAAUUCGGGCACUCAUCGAGGAUUUGAGCCGCGGCGUGAUCCAGCGGAUACACCCUCAAAUGACGCCAGACAAGGUGGCGUCCUUCUGCCGCUUUUUCGGUGGUGCCGAGUGCGGUUGCAUGCGGUUCCUCAAGGUUACCGGCUGGGACCGGCGCAAGGCCAUGGAACGGAUUACUAAGGCAACGUUGUGGCGCCACCACGAAUAUGGAUUGCAAACAUGUCUGGGUCUGGAAACAUGGGACUUGUAAUGCUAGUCCCACACUUCUGUAAAAUCUGUAUUGCAUGAUUAACAAAAAAGACGCCCUCUUUGGUCAUACAAAAGCGCAGUUUCUCAUGCGGAGUGAGCAUGAGAGAGCGUUCUGCAAACUUGUCAUGCACAUGCUUGGCUGCAUUGGGUAAUACUUCAGCUAUCCACAGUUCAGCAUCACAAGUUUCCUGACCCAGACAUAUUUGCACAGGAUAACGAAAUGCCGAGACUCCGCCAAACGUGCCGGGAUGUGCUGGAUGAGUUCAACGCCGUUCCGAAAGAAGCCGUGUUUCCUUGUACAGUUUUUUGUUUUCAUCUUUUGGUGUAGUCUGUGUCAGCGUGGUCAACACAGCUGUUACUCCACCUUCAUAAGGAAAUUUAUUUUUAUGUGCGGAAAAGAUCUAGCUUUCAUGCUGCUCAAGAACACUGGUGGCCCUUCUUCUGAUGUAUUCUGAGACCUAGUAUUUGCAGUUGCACUGACUUGCUGCCCAAGAACGGCCGCAUAAUUGUUCUACUAGGUGUCGGCAGCUACUACACAGACCGCGCGUAUCAGGCGUACGACGGGUCUCCCGUGGAGUUCUGGCGGCUGUCCAAGAUCAACUUUACGAAGCUGUUUGCGAAGUACACGGAGGACGAGUGCGAGCUCGCGUACGUAAACUACGUCCUGCGGAAGGAGGAGACCUGCCGUCGGUGCCUAUGCAUUGCAAAAGUAUCGUACUACGUGGUAAUUGCAUUACAAAUUCGCUUAGCAUUACAAAUGAAAUUUGUAAUGUGGUUUUACCUUAGAAAGGAGAUUAGUCAUGCAUAACAGUAAUUACUACGAGAACGAUACUUUUCCAGAGCAUAGUGCCGCGCGCAGGGCAUUUUCGCGGUGAUUGACUGCAAAAACGCGAGCGUGAGCAGCAUGGUGUGGCAGGUCCCGAAGCUGAAGAUCAUGAUCCGGUUAUCCUGAGUAAAACCGUACCCACACCAGAGUUGUAAUGCAGAUUUGCAAAGACAGGAAGACCUGUAACGCACAUCCCCAUGAGAGCCAUUUCCUAUCGUGUCUCGGAAUUUGUGAUGCUGUGUACAGGAUGAGCAGAUGAAUCUGUGAUGCGGCUGCACUUGCUAACCUGCACUACACUGCAGAGUGCAGCUUGUCAUGCGUGACUCACAAAACUCCUCGGUUUGUGUUGCAAAAUCCCCAUCCUGACUCUGGUGUGGGUACGUUUUUACUCAGGAUACCGGUUCAUGGGUAAAUACGGUGAGCAGUUUUUUCCGGAUUCCAUCUCCCGCGCGCUCGUGUACAAUGCGCUAUCGCAACAAAAAAUUGUUACAGUUACACAUUGUGUUGCAGGCCAAGCAAGACAGACAAGCUCUGCCAUGCCGGAUGUGCAUAGGGGCCUCGUUUCAUAGGUGUUUUCCCGUAGGAUCUCUGCAUUACAAGUUUCCUCACUCAUGCAGAGAAAUUUGUGUUGCUGAAUUCGCUACAAAUGUGUAACUGUAACACUUUUUUCGUGGGAUAUGCGCCGAAGGGCGCCGACUACUUCUGGAAGCUGUUCUCCUCCGUGUUAAGCGCCGCGACGAUAUGACCGUGCACAACUUGCCCUGCUGCUCUCCCUCAUUUGAAGGGCAGGAAAAGCAACACAAGCAACAGUAGAAAUAGAAAAGGGGCUCUCGCAUGACAAAUCUGCGCGCGGCUUGUAGUACUGUUGGAUGAGGAGGUUCCGAAAUUUGUCAUGCAAGUAGUACUUACGAGCAAGGUGCGAGUUUGGUAUUUUGCAUUACAAAUGAGCAGGGGGAGGGGGGUUGUGCACUCUCAUAGACGAGGGAAAAAGUGCAGAUUGUCUCGACCGAUGGCCGGGAGGAAAUCUCGAAACUCAUGGACCUCCGGAUCGUCUCCCAACUGGAGCAGCUGCUGCCGGAGUGAAGAAAGCAAAGCGAGUCGCUUCGACCCUGUGCUCUGUCUUUACGACCCAGCGACGUGGACUAUGCCCAGCUUCUUCCGCUAGGCAAAUGAUGAUGUUGAAAGAACAGCUCCUGCGCAAGAGUAGGUGAACGAACACCUCCCAGGGCCGACUCGUCUUCGUCACCGCUGUGCUUUGACAUUCCCGCUGGUUGUGCAGUGAGUGCUGACCGUAGAGGACAUGUAGUUGUCCUUCACUUGCCUUCACCAGCAAGAAUGUCAAAGUCACAGCCUCUGGUGGUAUUGUUCCUACAUAAUCAUCUUCAUGCGACCUUUUCCUAGAACGACCUAACACGAGCAAAACCAGCGCUACUAACUUUCUUGUAAGUACAUAAAAGAUAAACGAGCAAGAACGCUAACGCAUGGGAAC